GCUAACUUUUUGCAGUGCAUGCAGCUGUCAAAAUAUUGGAUUCAAAUUUUUUCGGCGCCCAUGUAAACAAAUCGAAGUUUUCGGUUAAUUUUUAGUUCUUUAAAAAAUAAAUAAUAAUCUCAAACAGUUCAUAAUGGAUAAAGACACUUCAAGGAUUUUUACCAACAACAAAAUGUUGGAUGAAGUUCGUCUGCUGAACGCCCGCAACGAUAAACUGCUCAAGGAUUUUGGCAUCGACCUGAACAACCUGAGCGAUGCCGCCUGCGAAUCUCUGGCCGAUUACGCCAAAAUCAAACAGCUCACGGGCCUAACCGAGCUGGAACCGUCCUUUGUGGACGACUACUGCUACCAGGAGCAGUCCAAAGCGCUGGAAGCCCGCCUGCAGACCAUCACGCUGAAGGCACAACUCAAACGGCUCCGGGCCGAGAUCAAAGCCGAAGAGACGGAUCUGGCCAAACUGGAGCACUUUGUGACGGAAAGCCAGGCGCAACUGAUUAGCAGCGAUGAGAUGGAAAAGUUGCGCGUCACGCGAGAAAAGUGGAUCGAAAUGCUGCGGAGUAAGCAGCGAACAUUGAUGGAAAAGGCAGAUGUACUGAACUUGGACGAUUUAAUAGCAAAAGUAAACGCUAUUGAAGCAGAAGAAAAUGCCUAAAAUUUAUUAAUUUAACCCAGUAUUUUUUUCGGUAGCUCAGUGGUAGGUUAGUGGAUCCACGUGAACACUUUUAUGGAAAAUGAAAUCCCGAGCAAUCCCAGAUCUAGUCAAAUUCCCAUAUUUUAUAAGAAACUUCAAUGUUUAAUUCCAAAUAUGAUUAGUUUGUUGAGGGAGAUUUGACGCUAUAACCACGGUAUAUGCAGUAGUGUCCAGGGCAUUACAAUGGAAAUACAAUGUCCUUGCAAUAUCCCAUCCCGGAGCACCAAAACUUCUUAGCAUGGUGGCUCCCAACGAUUAAUUGACUAAACAAACGUGGACGUGAGGAUCCCCACGUUUCUUCCUCCCCUGUAGAUUCAACACUGUUUUGCUGGAUGAUCUUACUGUUUUCUAGCAGAAAUGUUCCACCGUUAUAGCAGGUCAUUCUCCAGAAUGCCAUCGUUAGUUAGUUCAGAAACUUCAAACUUUAAAGCAGAUUUUAGCUUAUUUCAAGCAAAUAAGCUUAAUAACUGAAGAAAUUCUUGAAUAACUUUCGGGUGUCUGUUGUAAGCGAAAAAAAAUAAAUAAUCAACAAUCGCCGCAAUAAUUGCGCAUAUCGAGACAGGUUCUUAUCACAUUCAAUUGAUUGGUUUAUUGUUUAUAAGAUUGUAUACAAUGUAUAUCACGUAUCUAAAAAUAAAUCAAUAAAUUGUUAUGUUUCACUUGGGGAGUUGUCAGAGUUGAUACCCCUUCAAGGUACAUUUCAAGUAAAACAAUGUUUAUAUGUAAAUAUAUUUACAAUCAGGGCUAAAUAUUAUAUUUUUAUUCAUCGUUACGCUUUCGUUACUUAAAUUGUACUGCAAAAUAUACAAAUUCAGCAAUUCCCCAAGAAAACAGUUAUCCGAUCAGGCUCAAAUUUUUAUGAGGGGUUCCUUGGCCGUAUAUUUUUCUUUGGCCAUUAGGGUGACCUAUGCCAUGUUAGGGGGGGCCCGAAAAAUUGCAAUUCUCGUCGAUUUUUGCAAAAAUCACAUUCUUCAAAAAAUCAUAACUCCGCACCAUUUUAACCGAUUUUAGCUUGAGCGCAAACGACAAACGACAGGCUUUUAAGGAAAAAUAGUGAAAAGUUUCAAAUAUCUAGCCUAACAUUUGAAAAGUCAAA
This is a messenger RNA of Culex pipiens pallens (northern house mosquito), 1787 nucleotides long. RefSeq lists its product as uncharacterized. The record is from RefSeq and is a predicted model, not a curated record. The transcript is spliced from 5 exons. Bases 134 to 652 code for a protein of 172 amino acids. NCBI's taxonomy places the organism in Eukaryota, Metazoa, Arthropoda, Insecta, Diptera, Culicidae.